AAGUGUAAAAGCAGCAGCUCCUGUCUGACUGAACUUUCUGUCUAUCUGUCUGCCCAAACAGUUUGAGCUGUCUAUCUGAGCUGUCUCUCUGUGCUGUGAUGACGCUGAUAUGAUCUGAACCUCAGUAAGGUGGUGGUGUUGGUGGUAGUGGUCGGCUAAUUGCUCCGUAAUAUUAGCGUAGUUUUGAACCGAAAACUCUAAAUUAACACUAUGUAAGAAAGAGACUGUGGACUGACAGGGACUCGGACACUCACCCGACUCGGAGAAAGCGUGUUUAGCAUGAGCCAGGACCAGCUCCUCUCCUCCCUAAAGAAGGAUGUUCGCUCUCUGCUCAUUUCAUCCAAGCAUGGCCUCGCUCCAGAGCAGCUCAGGAGGGACUACCAGACCAUGCUGGGACACCCAAUGCCCCUCAGGCUCCUGGGGUUCCGCAACGUGCUGGACAUGGCUAAUGAAAUGCCUGAUGUUGUGCACUUGGCCUAUGCCCUCGAUGGAAGCAUAGUCUUAAAAGCAAUCGGAGAUGAGACCACAAAGGGCAUUGAAGAUCUGGUCUCCAAACAACGAAACCACAAACCUAAACCCUCUAUUAAAAAAGGGUUUCUGGGCACGUUUCCUUCCCGUCGUCCACAGUACCAUCACCCGUUCGUCCUCCCUCGCAGGGGCCACCCGCCUCCUGCCCUUCCUGCCCAGUUGCGAAGCCAGCUGCGGCAGGUGCUGUCCCACGGCGCGGUGAGACUGUCUGAGCUGGAAGCUCGUUACAUGGCCUGCUUUGGCAAGCCUCUCAAGGUGACGCAGUACGGCUUCUUCUCCAUCUCAGAGAUGCUCGCUGCUGCCUCAGACCUGCUUGUGGUGAGGCAGACUCGCAUGGGGUCACUGCUGAUGUUGCGGGCCAUGCGUCCUGCCGUGCCUACUUCUUCGGCUAUGUACUCAAAACAGCCUGCAAGGAUCUCCAGCCCCCCAAUCAAACCAGUUCUGAGAGAAAAGGCAGUCCUGAGCAAUGUAGAGAUUGAAGUACAGAGCCCCAAGGAAUUUGCAGCUACCAGUGCACAAAACACCAGGCCUCCAUCCCCAGUUCCCCAACCUGUAGAGGAAAAACAGUCCUUUGAAAAGUCUGUUGCGAAGCUUGAGGAGCAGUUCAAGCAGAGGAUUCUUGAAAAUGUGGAUGCAGGAACUGUCAGCCAGGAGCUGAGAGAUAAGCUUCGACAGGUUGUUGCUGGUCACAGCCAAGGAAUCGCCAUUUACAGCCUUCCUAUAGAGUACAAGAAAAUGUAUGGCGAGGACUUGCCUGUGGCCCAGUUGGGCUUCCAGAGUGUGACUGAAUUGGUUGGAGCACUAAGUGACAUUUUCUAUGUGAAACCAUGCCCUGAAGAGGGAGCAAAGCACCUUCUCAUUGUGGAGCUUAACGACAGUGAUGCACAGCAAGAUUUGUCACAAAGUGAAGACUGUCUUUCCUCACUGAGUCCUUCCACUGAGAGCUGCUAUUUCAGCUGCGGAAAGUCAGCAUGGGAGCCAGAAGAAGGGGAAGAGACUUCAGAUUCUUCAGCAUCUGAUACUGAGAUAAUAGUCACCAACAAGACUAUCCAUCAGAUGGUGGACAUUUUUCCAGUGAUGAAUGUGAGCAGUGGGUCGGGGGUUCCACUGGAUGCACUGCAGUGCCAGAAGCUGAAGCCUCCCACCUGCAGAAAGGAAAGAGAGCUAGUACCUGCCCUAGUGGAGAGGAUGGAGUCUCCGAGCCUCUUCUAUGUCCGAUUUGAUGAGAGCCAAGAGGCCAGAAAUCUGGAGAACAUGAUGAUUGAGAUGAGGAGCUGUUACACCUGCCCAGAGGUUACUGAGCGGUACCGCCUCCCAGAUGCAUAUGUACGACCCGGCCAGGUGUGCUGUGUGGCCCCCAGGGACAUGUGGUUCUACCGCGUGGUCAUCCACCAGGUUCUUAAUGCCACCGAGGUGCAGGUGUACUACGUGGACUUUGGGGACCUCAGUGUCGUCAAGAGGAACAGACUCUGUUUCCUAAAGUCAUGCUAUGCUGACCUUCCAGCACAAGCUGUUCCAUCUGUACUUGCUGGAAUCAAGCCAGUAAAGGGCAUCUGGACAAAGGAGGCCACCAAUGCUUUCCAGAAGCUGUGUUGUGAGCGCACCCUAGUGGCUGCAGUCCACAGCUACCAGAAGAACUUCCUGCUUCUUUUUCUGUGCGACACACACACUGAGGAGGACCUCUAUAUUCACAGUUUACUUCUGGCUGAGGGCCACGGCAUGGCCUGCUCUCCUGCCAGCACACCGAUAUUAAAGCAGUUCAACCCCAUAACCCUUUACCUUGGAAAUGAUAAGCUGGAGGAAAUAGAACAUUACAGGAACCCCCUGGAUCUCGCGAACGGCCUCAGCCAAAAUGAUCGGCCUCAGCAAGAUCCCUCCAUGUUUUUGACAGAUGGUGUUAAGAAACAUCUGCCUUGCAAAGAAAACGAGGAUCAUCUUGAUCUUCCUGAGCUUGAAUUCAUCUGUGUAGCUCAGGUUGAAAAGGCUAAUCCAUUUGGGGAACUGCUGAAUAAAGAAUCAUCCAACUUUAAUAACUGGGACCCAGAGUGGACUGAUAGAAACAGUGCAGAGGACGAGCCCAAACCUGUUCAGAACUGGCAGGAGAAAAGUGGCGCAGCUGUGUCGCUGUCAUCUGCACCUUCUGUGAAGCUGACAUCAGGAGCUCAAUUCCGUGCAUAUGUACAGGACUGUAAACAAGCCCAGUCUGCCUCCACCCUGCGGACUCUCAGCCUCCACACUCCAGGCCUGAUGGGCAGCUGCAGCAGACAGCAGACAGACAUGUCUGUUGAAUCAUUCCACUUCCCGCCAACCUCCAGCCUGGCAUUUCCAGUGUUCAAGACUGGACACAGUCUGGGUCCUGAAGCACUCUUUCGUCGGCAUGCCAGCCCACUAGCUCUGGGCCCAGCCGCUCGCCUGGCUGCGGGGUCUAGCCUCCUCCACUGGUACCCUCACAAAAGGGCCUGAACAAAGGGACCCACUUUCUCCACUAACAUCCAGAUGACUGCAGGUUACGAGUUCAGAACCUGGACGAAGAAUCUGGACGCAGUGUUUCAGUGUUUUGCAUUAUGUUGAAUAUAGUUUUAUCUGUUUUAUGUUAUAAACAUUUAAAAGCCCUCCCAGGUGUGAUGAUGUGAGCAAUUUAUGUAACAAUAUCUAGAGAGACAGAAUAUUAUUAGGGCGAAUUAAUAAUUUUUACGUAAUGAUGAACCUCAAAAUACAUUUCUCUUUAUGUUACUCAUUUCUAUGUUUCUUCCGGACUUCAGUAAAGUUGCUUGUUCUGA
Molecule: messenger RNA, 3308 nt
Organism: Astyanax mexicanus (Mexican tetra)
Lineage: Eukaryota; Metazoa; Chordata; Actinopteri; Characiformes; Acestrorhamphidae
Gene: tdrd5
Product: tudor domain containing 5
Exons: 17
Coding region: 280-2991 (903 amino acids)
Biological process (GO): spermatogenesis
Source: RefSeq, a predicted model, not a curated record